GCAGCCGCGACACUUGCAUUCGCCGGCUUUCUCCGCUGCGGCGAAUUCACACUAGAGCGUGAGAAGUUCAAUCCCGCCACGCAUCUCUCCCGUAGCUCGGUGCAAUUCCUCCCAUCUGGCGACUCCCCCACCCAUCUCCUUCUAUCCCUUCCCUCCUCGAAGACCGACCCCUUCCGGAAAGGUGUCUCUAUCUCCGUAGCUGCGGCGCCAGGCACGGCUACCUGUCCUGUCGCCGCCCUACAGCGCCUUUUUCUCCUUGACCCCCGCCCUCCGUCCUCCCCGCUUUUCUUCGAUACCAUCACCAAUCUUCCACUAUCCCGUUCGCAUUUUAUUUCCUCCCUGAAGCGCCACCUCGCCGCCAUUGGACUGGACAGCUCGGCAUACUCGGGCCACAGCUUCCGACGUGGUGCAGCCACUUCAGCCGCCACAGUAGGCUACUCCGAUUACGAGAUCCAGCAGCUCGGUCGCUGGCGGAGUGACGCGUACCGACUGUACAUUGAUGUCCCGCGCGACCGCGUUCUCCAUCUCUCCUCCCGGCUCCAUUGGGCCGAUUCUCCAGCUCAGCCUUUCGAGCCUCCGGCUCUUCCCUUCGCACCUCCUCCGGACAUGGCUUGAGCUCGGCCCCGGGCCGGGGGCUCCACCCCCGCCGAGGUCCCGCGAGAGAGCGGUGGCGACGCGAUCCGAAUAUAUUCGCCCGCUUGCCCAGUCACACGGAUGAGGCCAUAGAUGUGGUGGACAACGAUGAGUUGUCGAUGGUCUAUGGCACAGAGAGUGACUCUCGCACGUGCCGCGCGCUUUGCGCGCCAUCCGACGCUUUGCGCGCCAUCCGACGCUUUGCGCGCCACCCGACGCUUUGUGGCCGCUCGCGCGCGACUUGGCCUCGCGCCAUGGCGUCGCGCUUGGUCUCGUAGACGGCUCGUUCCCCAGCUUGGACUUUACAUUAGUAUAUAUAGUAUACAGACUCUCUCCCUUCCUCUCCUCACCUCCCUUCUCACCCGCGCGCUCGAAAGGUAGUGUAGCCUGCUCGUCUCUACACACCUCCCUUCUCACCCGCGCGCUCGAAAGCUCCGGCUACGUCGAGCUCGUUUUCUU
This is a messenger RNA of Trametes versicolor FP-101664 SS1, 1092 nucleotides long. RefSeq lists its product as uncharacterized. The transcript has a single exon. The record is from RefSeq and is a predicted model, not a curated record. NCBI's taxonomy places the organism in Eukaryota, Fungi, Basidiomycota, Agaricomycetes, Polyporales, Polyporaceae. The coding region runs from base 727 to 1014 and encodes 95 amino acids.